This is a messenger RNA of Anolis carolinensis (green anole), 4536 nucleotides long. It is a transcript of the gene fzd10, whose product is annotated as frizzled class receptor 10. The record is from RefSeq and is a predicted model, not a curated record. Gene Ontology annotation, cellular component: plasma membrane. The transcript has a single exon. NCBI's taxonomy places the organism in Eukaryota, Metazoa, Chordata, Lepidosauria, Squamata, Anolidae. Bases 219 to 1949 code for a protein of 576 amino acids. Gene Ontology annotation, molecular function: Wnt receptor activity; Wnt-protein binding. Gene Ontology annotation, biological process: non-canonical Wnt signaling pathway; canonical Wnt signaling pathway.
CCCCGGAGGCGAGGCAGCGGAAAGUCCGGCGCGGGGGCCGGUCCGGCGGAGAGCGAGGAAGCCAUAGCGGCGGAGCGGAGGCGCGGGCGAAGAAGCGGGCGGGGAUGCUGCCUCGGCUUCUUCCGCGCCCUGGGCCGGGCUGGCCGGCGGCGGCGGCGGCGGCGAGGGGCGCGGGCGGGGCCGGGGCGCCUGGGGGUCUCUGAGGCCGAGCGUGCGCCAUGAGCCUGGCCCUGGCGUGCCUGCUGUGCCUCCUCUGCCGGCCCGGCCUGGGCCUGGGCUCCCUGGAGCAGCCGGAGCGGCCGGGCGAGUCCCGCUGCCAGCCCAUCGCCAUCCCCAUGUGCCAGGACAUCGGCUACAACGUGACGCGCAUGCCCAACCUGAUGGGCCACGAGGACCAGCGCGAGGCGGCCAUCCAGCUGCACGAGUUUGCCCCGCUGGUGGAGUACGGCUGCCACGGGCACCUGCGCUUCUUCCUCUGCUCGCUCUACGCGCCCAUGUGCACCGAGCAGGUCUCUGCGCCCAUCCCGGCCUGCCGGGUGAUGUGCGAGCAGGCCCGGCUCAAGUGCUCGCCCGUGAUGGAGCAGUUCACCUUCCGCUGGCCCGACUCGCUCGACUGCAGCCGCCUGCCCAGCAAGAACGACCCCAACUUCCUCUGCAUGGAGGCGCCCAGCAACGGCUCCGAGGAGCCCCCCAAACCGGGCCCGCUGCCCCCCCUCUUCCGCCCGCACCGCCCCCACGAGCACGAGCCGCCACCGCCCAAGGGAGUUCCUUCGUGCGGGAACCCGGGCAAGUUCCGCCGCGUGGAGAAGAGCGCCUCGUGCGCCCCGCUCUGCAGCCCCGGCGUGGACGUCUACUGGAGCCGGCAGGACAAGCGCUUUGCCGCCGUCUGGAUCGGCGUCUGGUCGGUGCUGUGCUUCUUCUCCAGCGCCUUCACCGUCCUCACCUUCCUGGUGGACCCGCAGCGCUUCAAGUACCCCGAGCGGCCCAUCAUCUUCCUCUCCAUGUGCUACUGCGUCUACUCGCUGGGCUACCUCAUCCGCCUCUUCUCCGGCACCGAGAGCGUGGCCUGCGACCGGGACAGCGGACAGCUCUACGUCAUCCAGGAAGGCUUGGAGAGCACCGGCUGCACCCUGGUCUUCCUGGUGCUCUACUACUUCGGCAUGGCCAGCUCCUUGUGGUGGGUGAUUCUGACCUUGACGUGGUUCCUCGCCGCCGGCAAGAAGUGGGGCCACGAAGCCAUCGAAGCCAACAGCAGCUACUUCCACUUGGCGGCCUGGGCCGUCCCGGCGGUGAAAACCAUUGUCAUUUUGGUCAUGCGCCGAGUGGCCGGGGACGAGCUCACCGGCGUCUGCUACGUGGGCAGCAUGGACGUGGACGCCUUGACCGGCUUCGUCUUGGUCCCCUUGGCUUGCUACCUCGUCAUCGGCACCUCCUUCAUCCUCUCCGGCUUUGUGGCGCUCUUCCACAUCCGGCGGGUGAUGAAGACCGGCGGGGAGAACACCGCCAAGUUGGAGAAACUCAUGGUCCGGAUCGGCGUCUUCUCCGUCUUGUACACCGUCCCGGCCACGUGCGUGAUCGCCUGUUACUUUUACGAGCGGCUCAAUAUGGAUUACUGGAAAGUCUUGGCCAUGCAGCAGAAGUGCAAAGUCAACGGGAACCAGACCAAACACUUGGACUGCACCAUGAGCAAGUCCAUCCCGGCCGUGGAGAUCUUCAUGGCCAAGGUCUUCAUGCUCUUGGUGGUGGGGAUUACGAGCGGGAUGUGGAUCUGGACCUCCAAGACCCUCCAGUCCUGGCAAAAUGUUUGCAGCCAGAGACUGAAGAAGCGGACGCGGAGGAAACCGGCCAGCGUGAUUGCCAGCAGCGGACUCUACCAAAAAACCCAGCACCCGCCCAAAGGCCACCACACAAAGUACGAGUCGGCUUUGCAACCCCCGACCUGCGUGUGAACAACUCGGCAUCUUUGUUUUUUUAGAGCUACAAGUGUCUUGUCGCUUUAAAAACUUGUGUAAGGAGACUCCACAAGUGCUCAAAAUUGCACUCAGACUAAAGAAAAGCAUGACAGUUCACAAAAGUGUGUGUGUGUUUUUAUAAUAUUCUUUUAUCAGAUAGACAAAAGAGCAAAUCUAGGAGGGGAAGGAAUUAUUAUUAUUUUUGUCAGGAGCGACUUGAACAACUGAGAGAAUCGGCCGUCUGCAAGGACGUUGCCCAGGGUGUUUGAUGUUUUACCAUCCUGUGGGAGGCUUCUCUCAUGUCCCCACAUGAGGAGCUAGAGCUGACAGAUGGGAGCUCAUCCCGCUUCCCAGAUUCAAACCUGCCGACACAAGGGUUUAACUCCUCGCACCACCGGGGGCUGAUCUGUUAGAAUUCAGAGUUUGGAGAGAAAACAAGAACAUACUUUGGUAAAAGGUUUAAACUUUAGUGCAUGGAAUACUCACACUACUCUCUCCACCCUUCAUCCAGCUUUGCCUAUUAACACUAUGUAACAAAAUUUGAAAAAAAAAUCUGUUCCUGGUUUGAAAGUGUCAUUUCCUGUUUCACUGUGCGGUACUUAUUUUGAAAGUCAUUGUUUUAAUUCAGAAACUUCAUUUUUGUGGCUGCCACAAACCAUGUCGAAUUGGUGGAGUCUCAUUGGAAAAACCAUAGCAAAAUGUGCUACAGUAGGAUGCCCCUCCCACAAAAACAAAGUUUUGGCAGUUUGGGUUGCCAUUGUGUUUUAGUGGGUUGCUGUGAGUUUUCCAGGCUGCCUGGCCAUGUUCCAGAAGCAUUCUCUCCUGCCGUUUUGCCCACAUCUUUGGCAGGCAUCCUCAGAGGUUGUGAGAUGUAUAGGAAACUAGGCAAGUGGGGUUUAUAUAUCUGGAAUAAUGUCCAGGGUGGGAGAAAGAAAGAACUCUUGUCUGUUGGAGACAAGUAUAAAUAUUACAAUUGAUCACCUUGAUUAGCAUUGAAUAGCCUUGCAGCUUCAAAGCUUGGCUGCUUCCUGCCUAAGAGAAUCCUUUGUUGGGCAGUAUUAACUGGCCCUGAUUGUUUCUUGCCAGGAAUUCCCCUGUUUGUGAGUGUUGAUCUUUAUUGACUGUCCAGAUUUUAGAGUUUUUUUAAUACUGGCAGCCAGAUUUUGUUCAUUUUCAUGGUUUCUUCCUUUCUGUUGAAAUUGUCCACGUGCUUGUGGCUUUCAGUGGCUUCUCUGUGUAGUCGGACAUGGUGGUUGUGAGAGUGGGCCAGACAGGAAACAAUCAGGGCCUGCUAACACCUCCCAACAAAGCAUUCCCCCAGGCAGGAAACAGCCAGACCUUGAAGCUGCGAGGCUAUUUAUUGCUAAUCAAAGCUGGCCAGUUGCAACAUUCCCACUUGCCUCAAACAGACAAGAGUUCUUUCUUUCUCCCACCCUGGACAUCAUUCCACAGGUGUAUGUAUAUAUAUAAACCCCACUUGCCAAGUUUCCAACAGUCCUCACAACCUCUGAGGAUGCCUGCCAUAGAUGUGGGUGAAACGUCAGGAGAGAAUGCUUCUGGGACAUGGCCGUACAACCCAGUGAUUCUGGCCAUGAAAGACUUUGACAACAUUUUGACAGUUUAAUAAACUUUUCCCAUGUUUUUAUGAUCAAACCAAUGAGGAAAUGACAUUGAUAUCCCAGGAACAAAGAUCCGUGUGACGUGGUGUCUUUUGUUUUCUCUCCCACCCCAAUCCUCCUGAGUGAAGAGCAGCGUGUAAUUAUUUGUAUAAAUAUUAAAAUCUGGUUUGCCUUUAGAUUUCUAACCCGAGUUGAGAUAGAAUUUAUAGUGGUGAGUUUUUUAAACAAAUAUAGAAUUAAUUGUGUCCUUUUAGGAAACCAGCCCUUUGAGAGAACCUCGAGUUCAGUUAGUGCAAACUUUGAAAACAAGUUCUGUUCUAACUUAAAUAUUAUUUUCUUUACCAAACGCUUUUCAUUGUGCCUAGUAUCUCUGAAAAUAGGUUCAAUCCAAAAGGCUCAGCCUCAAACUCCACUGCGAGAUACCAAGUUGGGGUGCGAAAGAAAUCAUGUGCAAUAUAAUAUGCCCCCCUACACACAGAAACCAUCCUCGCAAGGACAUAAAACUAGAAAAAAAAGUAUUUUGCUAUACAUAAAGGCAACAAAGGGGAUCACUUAACAAAAGAACUAAGGGGUCUAGUCCCUGGAAACCCUUUAGUGUUACAUUUGGUGGCUUUUUAAUGGAAAUCAGACAAGUUUGGACUGAUUUGUCGGAGAAGAAAAGGGGGAAGGGGAUUAGCCUGAAAAGGAUCCAAAGAGGCUUAUUGACUCUUUCCAUUGUUAAACAAAUUCCGGGCCUGAAUAGAUCAAGAAGCGCUCAAGUUUUAUUUUUUAUUUUCCGAGAAGAGAAAACUCUGAACCUAGAAGGUGCAAAGGGACGAGACACAUGUUUGCGUGAGAGAGAAUGUACGUGCGCGUGCGUGUGGAAAUGAUAUAUAUAUUUGUAAGAUACUCUUAUUUUUCAUGUCCUGCUAUUUUAUGAAAUAAUAAUAAUGAUGAUUAAUAAAAUCGCCUUUAGUUUGAUAAUG